Messenger RNA from Otolemur garnettii (small-eared galago), 2010 nucleotides. It is a transcript of the gene BEST1, whose product is annotated as bestrophin 1. Gene Ontology annotation, molecular function: chloride channel activity. The coding region runs from base 365 to 1801 and encodes 478 amino acids. The transcript is spliced from 10 exons. Lineage: Eukaryota; Metazoa; Chordata; Mammalia; Primates; Galagidae. The record is from RefSeq and is a predicted model, not a curated record.
GCUGUUGCUUAAGAGAUUAUAAGAAGGGACCAAGACAAGGGCUUCUUUGUGGAGGCUCUGGCUUAGGGAGUCAAGUGAUUGUUCAGCACACACGGGGGCAGUGCCAGUGGACAAAGGCACUGGCCACAGGGUUCCAGAGAGUCCCACCAACCCAGCGGCCAGAACUGUGGAGCACCAGACCAGCCAGGAAACCCAUCUACUGGCCCUCACAGAGGAACAGCAGCUGUUGUUUGAGAAGCUGACUCUAAAUUGCGACAGCUACAUCCAGCUUAUCCCCAUUUCCUUCGUGCUGGGCUUCUACGUGACGCUGGUAGUAACCCGCUGGUGGAACCAGUACGAGAACCUGCCGUGGCCCGACCGCCUCAUGUGCCUGGUGUCCGGCUUCGUGGAGGGCAAGGACGAGCUAGGCCGGCUGCUGCGGCGCACGCUCAUCCGCUACGCCAACCUGGGCAACGUGCUCAUCCUGCGCAGCGUCAGCACCGCGGUCUACAAGCGCUUCCCCAGCCCCCAGCACCUGGUGCAAGCAGGCUUUAUGACCCCUGCAGAACACAAGCACUUCGAAAAACUGAGCUUACCACACAACAUGUUCUGGGUGCCCUGGGUAUGGUUUGCCAACCUGUCGAUGAAAGCCUGGCUUGGAGGUCGAAUCCGGGACCCUAUUCUGCUCCACAGUCUGCUGAACGAAAUGAACACCCUGCGUACUCAAUGUGGUCACCUUUAUGCCUACGACUGGAUCAGUGUCCCAUUAGUGUACACACAGGUGGUGACUGUGGCAGUGUACAGCUUCUUCCUGGCUUGCCUGGUUGGGCGACAGUUUCUGAACCCAACCAAGGCCUACCCUGGCCAUGAGCUGGACCUCGUUGUGCCUCUCUUCACAUUCUUGCAGUUCUUCUUCUAUGUUGGCUGGCUGAAGGUGGCAGAACAGCUCAUCAACCCCUUUGGAGAGGAUGAUGAUGAUUUUGAGACCAACUGGAUUGUCGACAGGAACUUACAGGUGUCCCUUUUGGCUGUGGAUGAGAUGCACCAGGACCUGCCUCGGAUGGAGCGGGACAUGUACUGGAAUGAACCAGAACCCCAGCCCCCCUACACAGCUGCUUCUGCCCAGUUCCGCGGAUCCUCCUUUAUGGGCUCCACCUUCAACAUUAGCCUGCACAAAGAAGACAUGGAGUUCCAGCGGAAUCAGGAGGAGGAGGAGGAUGGUCACACUGGCAUCAUUGGCCGCUUCUUAGGGCUGCAGUCCCAUGACCACCAUCCUCCCAGGACAAACUUAAAGACUAAACUACUAUGGCCCAAGAGGGACACAUUUUUCCAGGAGGGCCAGCACAAGAACCCCAAGGGGACCAAACAGAACCUUAGGGGCCAUGAAGAUAGCAAGGCCUUAAAGCUUAAGGUAGUGGACGCCUUUAAGUCUGCUCCACUGUAUCAGAGGCCAGGCUACUACAGUGCCCCCCAGACGCCCCUCAGCCCCAAAUCCAUGGUAUUCCCCCUGGAACAUUCAGUGCCUUCAGGGCUUCACAGUGUUGCAAACAUAGACACCAAAGAUAAAAGCCUAACUGUGACUUCAGGGUCCAAGAAUGGUUUUGAAUUGCUCUCAGAGGAUGACGUGGGCUUGAUAGAACACCCAGAAGUAUCUUACACAAGGAAGAAAACUGUGGAGUUUAACCUGAUGGAUAUGCCAGAGAUCCCUGAACAUCUCAGAGAGCCACCUGGGGACCAGCCAGCAAGCAACAUACACACUAUACUCAAAGAUCAUGGAGACCAUUAUUGGGCCUUGGAAAACAGGGAUGAAGCAUAUUCCUAACCUGUUUGCUAAGGGGGAUGGCUUCACCAGCCUGGCAGUCACCUGCAUGUACAUCAGUGGGACACUGAGCCACUCACUGCCAUAUAGCUGUCCAUACUGAAGACUAUGUUCCUGUGACAGCCUGAAUUAAAUGGUUAGCUUAUGGAUAAGAAAAAUUAGUCCAGAAUUACUUCAGUCUUUUUUGUACAGAAAAACUGAAAGCUAGAAUG